CCGGGACAGGACCGGACCCUGCGUGCCAGGGAGCAGCCACCGCCGCCAGGAAUCCGGGAGCGGGCUCGGGGCUGGGCAGUACCGGGACCCUGCCGGGCAUGGCUGUACCGGGGAGCUGAGAGCCACUGACCCGCAGGCUGGGAAGUUGAUACCGAAGGUCAGCAAGUGAAGAGAGGAAUUCCUGGGGCGGUUCCAGCCAGGACCAAAGUCCCAACAAGAUGGAGAAGGAAGAGGAGGAAACACGGGAGAUCCUGCUCCCCAACUGGAAAGGAAGCGGCUCUCACGGAAUCACCAUUGACCAGACGGAAGAUGGGGUCUUCGUGAAGCAGGUGGUGCAGACUUCCCCUGCUGCCAGAACUGUGAAGGAAGGGGAUCAGAUUGUGAGCGCCACCAUCUAUUUCGACAACCUGCAGUCCGGAGAGGUCACGCAGCUGCUGAACAGCAUGGGCCACCACACGGUGGGGCUGCGGCUGCAGCGAAAGGGGGACAAGUCUCCAUUGCCGGGACAGUCAUGGUCACACGAUGUGUUCUCACCCAGGAGCCCAGAAGUUGUUCUGAGUGGGGAUGAUGAAGAGUACAGGAGAAUAUACACAACGAAAAUUAAACCACGUCUGAAGUCGGAAGAUGCAGCAGAAGCUGAACACACAGAAAGCAGAACCAUUACAGUCACCAAAAAGGUCACAGCUUAUACCGUAGAUGUCACUGGACACGAGGGAGCAAGAGAGAUUGACAUCAGCAGCCCAGAAUUUAAAGUUAAGAUUCCAAGCCAUCAAGUCACCCAUAUAACCACAUCAGAAAUUGAAAAAGGACCUGGAAAAACCGUGAUCAAAAUACCACAGGUGGAUUUGUCUGGGAAAACAGACUUCAGUAUGGGGAUCAGAGGUAGACCUAGUGGCGUCUCAUAUUCUGGACCAACUGUCGAAUCAUCCACCAAAAGGUUGGACUUUGGUGCCCCUGACGUGCACAUGAGAGAGCCCAAGAUGGGCACUGAGAUAAAUGUCUCAGGACCUCAAGUCACAGGCGUUCACUCGAGAACCCAAACAGACUUUAAGCCAGCAGAAAUUCAAGUUCCAGGUGUGGACGUUGUCAAAUCGGUUAAUGUUUCAGGCACUAGAGUCACAAGCCCAGAGGGCAGCUUGCCCAGAAUCGAUGCAAAUGGACAGAGGGGAAACCUGGAUGCAAAUAUUCACAUUACUGGCCCUAAACUAAAUGGAAAAAUGGGUGUUUCAGGCAUCGAGGUUAAAACUGAAGUUCCAGGAGGCAAACUGCCGCAAUUUGAUAUUUCAGGCUCCAAGAUAAGAAGUGAUACAGAAGGUCCCAAAGUUGAUGUAUCAUUUUCAAAAAUCAAGGCUCCUUCAGUUGAUAUUUCUGGCCCUAAGAUUCAAGGUGAUAUCAAAGCUCCAAGGGUGGACAUUCCUCUUUCGAGCAUCGAAUGUGAUAUGCAGGACAUUAAAGCUCCAGAAAUUAACAUUGAAAGCCCAGGAAAAAUAAAAAUGCCUGUAAUGAAGAUGCCUAAAUUUGGCUUCUCACCUUCAGCUUCUGAUACUAAUGUUCGAGCACCACAGGCAGGUGUAGACAUUUCUGUGCCAAAGAUACAGGCUCCUCACCUGGAUAUCACAACUCCAUCUGUUCAUAUGGAAGGUCCAAAGGAAAAACUGAAAUGUACAGUGCCUUCAGGGGAAGGUGCUAACAUUGCAAAGCCACAUGUGGGUGUGGCUCUCAAAGGACCUCAGUUGAAGGGAGUGGUGGAAGUGUCCUCUCCAACACUAGAAGGUCCCAGAGUUGGUGUCAAGGGUCCCAAGAUUGAUCUUGUGGCUCCUGAUGUUGAUAUUCAAAGUGGUGAAGGAAAAAUAAAAUUGCCCUCAAUGAAAUUUCCUAAAUUUACUGCAUCAGGUUUCAAAGGGGAAGGCCCUGGUGUGGGUGUGACGCUUCCUAAGGGGGAGAUUACUAUUGCAGGCCCCAACGUAGACAUCAGCACACCAGUUAUAGACACUAGAGGAGAAUGGAAAGUCCCCAAAUUUAGGAAGCCUGAAUUAAUAAAUCAGACACCAAAAAUUUCUAUGUCAGAUGUGGACCUGAGUCUGAAAAGCCCUAGCCUGAAGGGAGAUGUGGGUAUUUCAGGGCCAAGGAUCGAAGGGGAUCUGAAAGGACCCACUGUGGACAUUAAAGGCCCCAAACUAGACAUUGAAGCUCCUGGCAUUGACCUUGAAAGUCCUGAAGGUCAGUUGAAAGGGCCCAAGUUCUCAAUGCCUUCUUGGAAAAUGUCACCAUCAAAAGUAUCCAUGCCAGAUGUGGAUGUGAAUCUGAAAGGGCCUAAAGUGAAGGGAGACAUGGAUAUUUCCAUCCCACAAAUAGGAGGUGACUUGAAGGGACCUCAGAUUGACAUAAAAGGCCCCAAGCUAGAUAUAGAUGCUCCUGACAUUGACAUCAAAGGGCCAGAAGGACACCUGAAAGGUCCCAAAUUUAAGAUGCCUGAAAUGCACAUCAAGACCCCUAAAAUAUCCAUGCCAGACAUCGACUUGAAUCUGAAGGGUCCUAAGCUGAAAGGAGAUGUGGAUGUUUCAGUGCCAAAACUGGAAGGGGAGUUGAAAGCUCCUGGAAUUGACAUUAAAGGUCCUAAAGUGGACAUUGAUGCACCAGAUGUAGAUAUUCACGGCCCAGAUGGUAAACUGAAAAUGCCUAAACCAAAAAUGCCAAAAUUCAGCAUGCCUGGGCUGAAAGGGGAGGGACCAGACGUGGAUGUAACACUUCCAAAGGGGGAGCUGGAUAUUUCCGGUCCGAAGGUACAAAUUGAUGCUCCAGGUAUGGACAUCAAAGGGCCAGAAGGACACCUGAAAGGUCCCAAAUUUAAGAUGCCAGAAAUGCACAUCAAGACACCAAAAAUAUCCAUGCCAGACAUCGACUUGAAUCUGAAGGGUCCUAAGCUGAAAGGAGAUGUGGAUGUUUCAGUGCCAAAGCUGGAAGGGGAGUUGAAAGCUCCUGGAAUUGACAUUAAAGGUCCUAAAGUGGACAUUGAUGCACCAGAUGUGGAUAUUCAUGGCCCAGAUGGUAAACUGAAAAUGCCUAAACUGAAAAUGCCAAAAUUCAGCGUGCCUGGGCUGAAAGGGGAGGGACCAGACGUAGAUGUAACACUUCCAAAGGGGGAGCUGGAUAUUUCCGGUCCGAAGGUACAAAUUGAAGCUCCAGGUUUGGACAUUGAAGGACCCAAGGGAGAACUAAAAGGUCCCAAAUUUAAGAUGCCAGAAAUGCACAUCAAGACACCAAAAAUCUCCAUGCCAGAUGUGGACCUGAAUCUAAAAGCCCCCAAGCUGAAGGGAGAUGUUGGUAUUUCAGGGCCAAGGAUCAAAGGGGAUCUGAAAGGACCCGCUGUGGACAUUAAAGGCCCCAAACUAGACAUUGAAGCUCCUGGCAUUGACCUUGAAAGUCCUGAAGGUCAGUUGAAAGGGCCCAAGUUCUCAAUGCCUUCUUGGAAAAUGUCACCAUCAAAAGUAUCCAUGCCGGAUGUGGAUGUGAAUCUGAAAGGGCCUAAAGUGAAGGGAGACAUGGAUGUUUCCGUCCCACAAAUAGGAGGUGACUUGAAGGGACCUCAGAUUGACAUAAAAGGCCCCAAGCUAGAUAUAGAUGCUCCUGACAUUGACAUCAAAGGGCCAGAAGGACACCUGAAAGGUCCCAAAUUUAAGAUGCCUGAAAUGCACAUCAAGACACCAAAAAUCUCCAUGCCAGACAUUGACCUGAAUCUGAAGGGUCCUAAGCUGAAAGGAGAUGUGGAUGUUUCAGUGCCAAAGUUGGAAGGGGAGUUGAAAGCUCCUGGAAUUGACAUUAAAGGUCCUAAAGUGGACAUUGAUGCACCAGAUGUAGAUAUUCACGGCCCGGAUGGUAAACUGAAAAUGCCUAAACUGAAAAUGCCAAAAUUCAGCGUGCCUGGGCUGAAAGGAGAGGGACCAGACGUGGAUGUAACACUUCCAAAGGGGGAGCUGGAUAUUUCUGGUCCGAAGGUACAAAUUGAUGCUCCAGGUUUGGACGUUGAAGGACCCAAGGGAGAACUAAAAGGUCCCAAAUUUAAGAUGCCUGAAAUGCACAUCAAGACCCCUAAAAUCUCCAUGCCAGACAUUGACUUGAAUCUGAAGGGUCCUAAGCUGAAAGGAGAUGUGGAUGUUUCAGUGCCAAAGCUGGAAGGGGAGUUGAAAGCUCCUGGAAUUGACAUUAAAGGUCCUAAAGUGGACAUUGAUGAGCCAGAUGUGGAAAUUCAUGGCCCAGAAGGUAAAUUCAAAAUGCCCAAAUUCAAAAUGCCCAAGUUUGGAAUGCCUGGGUUCAAAGGGGAGGGAUCAGACGUGGAUGUAAGCCUUCCGAAAGGGGAGAUUGAUCUCUCAGGUCCAAAAGUAGGCUUUGAUGCUCCUGAUUUGGAUUUUGAAGGGCCAGAAGGAAAACUGAAAGGUCCCAAAUUUAAGAUGCCUGAAAUGCACAUCAAGGCACCCAAAAUCUCCAUGCCAGAUGUUGAUUUACACUUGAAAGGUCCUAAACUGAAGGGAGAUGUGGAUGUUGCUGUUCCGAAGAUACAAGGUGAUUUGAAAGGUCCUGAAUUUGAUAUUAAAGGCCCCAAAGUUGACAUUGAUGCACCAGUAGUGGAUAUUCAUGGCCCAGACGGUAAACUCAAAAUGCCUAAACUGAAAAUGCCUAAAUUUGGUGUACCUGGGCUGAAAGGGGAGGGACCAGAUGUGGAUAUAGCACUUCCUAAGGGAGAGGUGGAUAUUUCUGGUCCCAAGAUAGAUAUUGAUGCUCCAGGUUUGAAUAUUGAAGGGCCUGAAGGACACGUAAAAGGUCCCAAAUUUAGGAUGCCUGAAAUGCACAUCAAGACCCCUAAAAUCUCCAUGCCAGACAUUGACUUGAAUCUGAAGGGCCCUAAGCUGAAGGGAGAUGUGGAUGUUUCUGUUCCAAAGCUGGAAGGAGAAUUGAAAGCUCCUGGAAUUGACAUUAAAGGCCCCAAAGUGGAUAUUGAUGCACCAGAUGUGGAUAUUCACGGCCCAGAUGGUAAACUGAAAAUGCCUAAACUGAAAAUGCCUAAAUUUGGUGUACCUGGGCUGAAAGGGGAGGGACCAGACAUGGAUAUAACAUUUCCAAAAGGGGAUGUGGGUAUUUCCGGUCCCAAAGUGAACAUUGAUAUCCCAAGUUUAGACAUUGAAGGGCCAGAAGGUAAAGUGAAAGGUCCAAAGUUUAAACUGCCUGAGCUAAAUAUUCAGACACCCAAAGUCUCCAUGCCAGAUGUGGACCUAGGUUUGAAGGCAUCUAAACUCAAAGGAGAUGUGGAUAUCUCUGUUCCAAAGAUAGAAGGUGAUUUGAAAAGACCCAGCAUUGACGUUAAGGGGCCUCAAAUUGAUAUUGAAGGUCCUCAAAUGGAUAUUGACAUGCCUGAUAUGGACUUGGAAUGUCCAGAAGGCAAACUGAAAGGCCCCAAAUUUAGGAUGCCUAAAAUGAAUAUCAAGGCCCCUAAAAUCUCCAUGCCAGAUGUUGAUCUGAAUCUAAAGGCACCUAAACUGAAAGGAGAGAUGGAUGUUUCUGUUCCAAAGAUGGGAGGUGAUUUUAAAGGACCCAGCAUUGACAUUAAGGGCCCCAAAGUUGACACUGAUGUUCCUGAUGUUGACCUUGAAUGUCCAGAAGCCAAACUGAAAAUGCCAAAAAUGAAGUUUCCAAAGUUUGGCAUGCCUGGCUUCAAAGGAGAGGGUCCUGACAUGGAUGUGAAACUCCCUAAGGGACAGGUGGAUAUUUGCGGUCCCAAAGUGGAUAUUGAUGCUCCAGGUUUGGACAUUGAAGGACCAGAAGGAAAAAUAAAAGGUCCCAAAUUUAAGAUGCCUGAAAUGCACAUCAAGACCCCUAAAAUCUCCAUGCCAGACAUUGACCUAAAUUUGAAAGGUCCCAAACUAAAAGGAGACGUGGAUGUUUCUAUUCCAAAGCUAGAAGGUGAUCUGAAAGGUCCUGAUGUUGACAUCAAUGCCCCCUCAAUAGAUAUUAAUGCACCAGAUAUUGAACUGCAGGGUUCAGGUGGAAAACUGAAAAUGCCCAAAAUGAAGAUGCCUCAAUUUAAUGUGUCAGGCCCUAAACUUGAAGGACCUGAUAUAGAUGUAAAAGUGCCAAAGGGAGAGGUUGAUAUUUCAGCUCCCAAGGUAGAUAUAGAGGCUCCAGAGCUGGACCUUGACGGCCCAGAAGGCAAAUGGAAAGGACCUAAAUUUAAAAUGCCUAAAUUGAAUAUUAAAGCACCUAAAAUCUCCAUGCCGGAUGUAGACUUGAAUCUCAAGGCACCGAAAAUGAAGGGGGAGAUGGAUGUUACUGUUCCAAAGAUAGAAGGUGAUUUGACAGGACCUGAAAUUGAUAUUAAAGGGCCAAAAUUAGACAUUGAGGCACCUGAUAUGGAUCUUGAGUGUCCUGAAGGAAAACUGAAAGGGCCAAAAUUCUCAAUGCCUUCUUGGAAAAUGUCACCAUCAAAAAUAUCCAUGCCAGAUGUGGACUUAAAUUUGAAAGGGCCCAAACUGAAGGGAGACUUGGAUGUUUCUGUCCCAAAGAUAGAAGGUGACUUGAAAGGACCUGAGAUUGACAUGAAAGGCCCCAAACUGGAUGUUGAUGCACCGGACAUGGGCAUUGAUGGGCCGGAAGGAAAAAUGAAAGGUCCCAAAUUUAAAAUGCCUGAAAUGCACAUCAAGGCCCCAAAAAUCUCUGUUCCUGAUGUAGACCUGAAUUUAAAAGCCCCUAAAAUAAAAGGGGAAGUUGAUAUCUCAGCUCCUAAAUUUGAAGGAAAUUUGAAAGGUCCUGAUUUUGAUAUCAAAGGCCCCAAGGUUGAUAUUGAUGCACCAGAUGCAGAUAUUCAUGGCCCAGAUGGUAAAUUCAGAAUGCCCAAAUUCAAAAUGCCCAAAUUCAGCAUGCCUGGGUUCAAAGGAGAGGGACCAGAGGUGGAUGUGAAGCUUCCAAAAGGGGAGAUGGAUAUUUCCGGUCCCAAGAUAGACAUUGAUGCUCCGCAGUUGGACGUUGAAGGUCCUGAAGGAAGGCUGAAAGGUCCUAAAUUUAAGAUGCCUGAAAUGCACAUCAAGGCACCUAAAAUCUCCAUGCCAGACAUUGAUUUGAAUGUGAAAGGUCCUAAAUUGAAAGGGGAUGUGGAUGUUUCUGUUCCAAACCUGGAAGGUGACUUGAGGGGGCCUGAAUUUAAUCUCCAAGGCCCCAAAGUUGGCAUUGAUGCACCAGAUAUGGAUAUUCACGGCCCAGAGGGUAAACUCAAAAUGCCUAAAUUCAAAAUGCCCAAAUUUGGCAUGCCUGGGUUCAAAGGGGAAGGCCCUGAUGUGGAUGUAAAACUUCCGAAGGGGGACGUGGAUAUUUCUGGGCCCACGGUAGACAUAGAUGCCCCAGAUUUGAACAUUGAAGGUCCAGAGGGAAAGCUGAAAGGUCCCAAAUUUAAGAUGCCUGAAAUGCACGUCAAGGCACCUAAAAUCUCCAUGCCAGAUUUUGAUUUGAACCUGAAAGGACCUAAAGUGAAGGGAGAUGUGGAUGUUUCUGUACCAAAGCUAGAAGGGGAUUUGAAAGGGCCCGAGUUUGAGAUCAAAGGUCCCAAAGUGGACAUUGAUGCUCCAGAUCUUGAUAUUGAAGGUCCUGAAGGAAAAUGGAAAGGCCCCAAAUUUAAGAUGCCUGACAUGCAUUUUAAAGCACCUAAAAUCUCCAUGCCAGACGUUGACUUUAAUUUGAAAGGUCCUAAAGUGAAGGGGGAUGUGGAUGUUUCUGUACCAAAGAUAGAAGGGGAUUUGAAAGGGCCUGAGGUUGAUAUCAGAGGCCCUAAACUGGAUGUUGAUGUUCCUGAGGUUGACCUGCAGGGACCAGAGGGAAGAUGGAAAGGUCCUAAAUUUAAGAUGCCUGAGAUGCACAUCAAGGCACCUAAAAUCUCCAUGCCAGACAUUGACUUGAAUUUGAAAGGCCCUAAAGUGAAGGGAGAUGUGGAUGUUUCUGUUCCAAAGAUUGAGGGUGAUUUGAAAGGUCCUGAAGUUGAUCUUAAAGGCCCCAAAGUUGACAUUGACGUACCAGACAUGGAUCUUCAUGGCCCAGAAGGUAAAUUUAAAAUGCCUAAGUUCAAAAUGCCCAAGUUUGGAAUGCCUGGGUUCAAAGGGGAGGGACCAGACGUGGAUGUAAGCCUUCCGAAAGGGGAGAUUGAUCUCUCAGGUCCAAAAGUAGACAUUGAUGCUCCUGAUUUGGAUAUUGAAGGGCCAGAAGGACACCUGAAAGGUCCCAGAUUUAAGAUGCCUGAAAUGCACAUCAAGGCACCUAAAAUCUCCAUGCCAGAUGUCGAUUUGAAUUUGAAAGGCCCUAAAGUGAAGGGGGAUGUGGAUGUGUCUGUUCCAAAUAUUGAGGGUGAUUUGAAAGGUCCUGAGUUUGAUAUAAAAGGCCCCAAUGUUGACAUUGCUGCACCAGACGUGGAUCUUCAUGGCCCAGAAGGUAAAUUUAAAAUGCCUAAAUUUAAAAUGCCCAAAUUCAGCAUGCCUGGGUUCAAAGGAGAGGGACCAGAGGUGGAUGUGAAGCUUCCAAAAGGGGAGAUGGAUAUUUCGGGUCCCAAGAUAGACAUUGAUGCUCCGGAGUUGGAUAUUGAAGGUCCUGAAGGAAGGCUGAAAGGACCUAAAUUUAAAAUGCCUGAAAUGCACAUCAAGGCACCAAAAAUCUCCAUGCCGGACAUUGACUUAAACUUAAAAGGUCCGAAAAUGAAAGGAGAUGUAGAUGUUUCUCUUCCAAAGCUAGAAGGUGACUUGAAGGGUCCUGAAUUUCAUCUCCAAGGCCCCAAAGUUGACAUUGAUGCACCAGAUGUGGAUAUUCAUGGCCCAGAGGGCAAAUUCAAAAUGCCUAAAUUCAAAAUGCCCAAGUUUGGAAUGCCCGGGUUCAAAGGGGAGGGACCAGAUGUGGAUGUAAGCCUUCCAAAAGGGGAGAUUGAUCUCUCAGGUCCAAAAGUAGACAUUGAUGCUCCUGAUUUGGAAAUUGAAGGUCCAGAUGGGAAAUGGAAAGGUCCUAAGUUUAAGAUGCCUGAAAUGCACAUAAAGGCACCCAAAAUCUCCAUGCCAGAUGUUGAUUUACACUUGAAAAGCCCUAAAGUGAAGGGAGAUGUGGAUGUGUCAGUUCCAAAAAUUGAGGGUGAUUUGAAGGGGCCUGAAUUUGAUAUUAAAGGCCCCCAAGUUGACAUUGAUGCACCAGACAUGGAUAUUCAUGGCCCAGAAGGUAAACUCAAAAUGCCUAAAUUCAAAAUGCCUAAAUUUGGCAUGCCUGGGUUCAAAGGAGAGGGUCCUGAUGUGGAUAUAAAACUUCCUAAGGGAGAGGUGGAUAUUUCUGGGCCAAAGGUAGACAUAGAUGCCCCAGAUUUGAACAUUGAAGGUCCAGAGGGAAAGCUGAAAGGUCCCAAAUUUAAGAUGCCUGAAAUGCAUGUCAAUGUUCCUAAAAUCUCCAUGCCAGACAUUGAUUUGAAUUUGAAAGGUCCUAAAUUGAGGGGGGAUGUGGAUGUUUCUGUACCAAAACUAGAAGGGGAUUUGAAAGGGCCCGAGUUUGAUAUCAAAGGUCCCAAAGUGGACAUAGACGCCCCUGAUGUGGAGAUUGAAGGUCCAGAUGGGAAAUGGAAAGGCCCCAAAUUUAAGAUGCCUGACAUGCAUUUUAAAGCACCUAAAAUCUCCAUGCCAGACGUUGACUUUAAUUUGAAAGGUCCUAAAGUGAAGGGGGAUGUGGAUGUUUCUGUUCCAAAACUAGAAGGGGAUCUGAAAGGGCCUGAGGUUGAUAUCAGAGGCCCUAAACUGGAUGUUGAUGUUCCUGAUGUUGACAUAGAGGGACCAGAGGGAAAGCUGAAAGGUCCUAAAUUUAAAAUGCCUGAAAUGCACAUCAAGGCACCUAAAAUCUCCAUGCCAGAUUUUGAUUUGAACCUGAAAGGCCCUAAAGUGAAGGGGGAUGUGGAUGUUUUCGUACCAAAGCUAGAAGGGGAUUUGAAAGGGCCUGAGUUUGAUAUCAAAGGUCCCAAAGUGGACAUUGAUGCUCCAGAUCUUGAUAUUGAAGGUCCUGAAGGAAAAUGGAAAGGCCCCAAAUUUAAGAUGCCUGAAAUGCACAUCAAGGCACCUAAAAUCUCCAUGCCAGACAUCGACUUUAAUUUGAAAGGCCCUAAAGUGAAGGGGGAUGUGGAUGUUUCUGUUCCAAAACUAGAAGGGGAUUUGAAAGGCCCUGAGAUUGAUAUUAAAGGGCCUAAAUUGGAUAUAGAUGCCCCGGAUGUGGAGAUUGAAGGCCCUGAUGGGAAAUGGAAAGGCCCCAAAUUUAAGAUGCCUGACAUGCAUUUUAAAGCACCUAAAAUCUCCAUGCCAGACUUUGAUUUGAAUUUGAAGGGUCCUAAAAUCAAGGGGGAUGUGGAUGUUUCUGGCCCUAAACUGGAAGGGGAUUUGAAAGGUCCUGAUUUUGAUAUCAAAGCCCCCAAAGUUGACAUUGAUGCACCAGAUGUGGAUAUUCAUGGCCCAGAGGGUAAACUCAAAAUGCCCAAAUUCAAAAUGCCCAAGUUUGGAAUGCCUGGAUUCAAAGGGGAGGGACCAGACGUGGAUGUAAGCCUUCCGAAAGGGGAGAUUGAUCUCUCAGGUCCAAAAGUAGACAUUGAUGCUCCUGAUUUGGAUUUUGAAGGGCCAGAAGGAAAACUGAAAGGUCCCAAAUUUAAGAUGCCUGAAAUGCACAUCAAGGCACCUAAAAUCUCCAUGCCAGAUGUUGAUUUACACUUGAAAGGUCCUAAGCUGAAGGGGGAUGUGGAUGUGUCUGUUCCAAAGAUUGAGGGUGAUUUGAAGGGGCCUGAGUUUGACAUCAAAGGCCCUAAAAUUGACUUUGAUGCACCAGAUGUGGAUCUUCAUGGCCCAGAGGGUAAACUCAAAAUGCCUAAAUUCAAAAUGCCCAAAUUUGGAAUGCCUGGGUUCAAAGGGGAGGGACCAGACGUGGAUGUAAGCCUUCCAAAAGGGGAGAUGGAUCUCUCAGGUCCAAAAGUAGACAUUGAUGCUCCUGAUUUGGAAAUUGAGGGGCCAGAAGGAAAAUGGAAAGGUCCUAAAUUUAAGAAGCCUGAAAUGCAUUUUAACGUUCCUAAAAUUUCCAUGCCAGAUAUCGAUUUAAAUUUGAAAGGUCCUAAACUGAAGGGAGAUGUGGAUGUUUCUCUUCCUAAAGUAGGUGGUGAUUUGAAAGGUCCCAAAGUUGAAGUCAAAGGACCAGAUAUUGAUCUUGAGGCUCCAAAACUUGAUAUAGAAGGAAAGACAAAAAAAUCAAGAUUUAAACUUCCUAAAUUUAGUUUUUCUGGCCCUAAAGUUCAAAACCCUGAUGUGGAUGUGAAACUUAAGAAAUCUGAUAUUGAUAUUUCUGGACCAAAGGUGGAUGUGAGUGCUCCAGAUGUGGACAUUCAGGGGAAAGCAAAAGGAUCUAAAUUUAAAAUGCCUUUCCUAAGUAUUUCAUCACCUAAAGUGUCAAUGCCAGAUGUGGAGUUAAAUCUGAAAGGUCCUAAACUGAAAGGAGACCUAGAUGUUUCUGGCCCAAAGCUAGAAGGGGAUUUAAAAGGGCCUGAAGUUGACCUCAAAAGCCCCCAAAUAGACAUCAGUGCACCAGACGUUGAUAUUCAUGGCCCAGAGGGUAAACUCAAAAUGCCAAAAUUGAAAAUGCCUAAAUUUGGAACACCUGGGUUCAAAGGAGAGGGUCCAGAUAUUGAUGUAAAACUUCCAAAAGGGGAGGUGGAUGUUUCAGGUCCCAAGAUAGACAUUGAUGCUCCAGAUUUGGAAAUUGAAGCUCCUGAUGGAAAAGUGAAAGGCCCCAAAUUUAAGAUGCCUGAAAUGCAUUUCAAUGUUCCUAAAAUCUCAAUGCCAGACAUUGAUUUGAAUUUGAAAGGCCCUAAAUUGAAGGGAGAUGUGGAUGUUUCUGUACCAAAACUAGAAGGGGAUUUGAAAGGCCCAGAAGUCGAUAUCAAAGGCCCUAAAGUGGAUAUAGAUGUCCCUGAUGUGGAGAUUGAAGGCCCAGAAGGCAAGUGGAAAGGUCCCAAAUUUAAGAUGCCUGAUAUGCAUUUUAAAGCACCUAAAAUCUCCAUGCCAGAUUUUGAUUUGAACCUGAAAGGACCUAAAGUGAAGGGGGAUAUGGAUGUUUCUGUUCCAAAGCUAGAAGGGGAUUUGAAAGGACCUGAGUUUGAUAUCAAAGGUCCCAAAGUAGACAUAGAUGCUCCUGAUCUUGAUAUUGAAGGUCCUGAAGGAAAAUGGAAAGGCCCCAAAUUUAAGAUGCCUGAAAUGAAUAUCAAGGCACCGAAAGUCUCAAUGCCUGACAUUGAUUUUAAUCUCAAAGGCCCUAAACUGAAGGGAGACAUAGAUGUUUCUGGCCCUAAGAUGGAGGGAGAUUUGAAGGGGCCUGAAAUUGAUAUCAGAAGUCCCAAAGUGGACAUUGGUGCACCAGACGUGGAUAUUCAUGGCCCAGAGGGUAAAAUCAAAAUGCCUAAAUUCAAAAUGCCCAAAUUCGGAAUGCCUGGGUUCAAAGGAGAGGGACCAGAUGUGGAUGUAAGUCUUCCAAAGGGAGAGAUUGAUAUUUCAGGACCCAAAAUAGACAUUGAUGCUCCUGAUGUGGAGAUUGAAGGACCAGAAGGAAAAUGGAAAGGUCCAAAAUUUAAGAUGCCUGAAAUGAAUAUCAAGGCCCCUAAAAUCUCCAUGCCGGACUUUGAUUUGAAUUUGAAAGCCCCUAAAUUGAAAGGAGAUGUGGAUGUUUCUGUUCCAAAAUUAGAAGGUGAUUUGAAAGGUCCUGAAGUUGAUAUCAAAGCCCCUAAACUAAACAUAGAUGCCCCUGAUGUGGAGAUUGAAGGACCAGAAGGAAAAUGGAAAGGUCCCAAAUUUAAAAUGCCUGACAUGCAUUUUAAAGCACCUAAAAUCUCCAUGCCAGACUUUGAUUUGAAUCUGAGAGGCCCUAAAUUGAAGGGGGAUGUGGAUGUUUCCAUACCAGAUUUUGAAGGUGAUAUGAGAGGCCCAGAAGUUGAUAUUAAAGGUCCCAAAUUGGACAUAGAUGCUCCAGAUCUUGACAUUGAGGGUCCAGAGGGAAAACUGAAAGGACCCAAAUUUAAGAUGCCUGAAAUGCAUUUCAAUGUUCCUAAAAUCUCCAUGCCGGACAUUGAUUUGAAUUUGAAAGGUCCUAAAUUGAAGGGGGAUGUGGAUGUUUCUGUACCAAAACUAGAAGGGGAUUUGAAAGGGCCCGAGUUUGAUAUCAAAGGUCCCAAAGUGGACAUAGAUGCCCCUGAUGUGGAGAUUGAAGGUCCAGAUGGGAAAUGGAAAGGCCCCAAAUUUAAGAUGCCUGACAUGCAUUUUAAAGCACCUAAAAUCUCCAUGCCAGACUUUGAUUUGAAUUUGAAGGGUCCUAAAAUCAAGGGGGAUGUGGAUGUUUCUGGCCCUAAACUAGAAGGGGAUUUGAAAGGUCCUGAUUUUGAUAUCAAAGCCCCCAAAGUUGACAUUGAUGCACCAGAUGUGGAUAUUCAUGGCCCAGAGGGUAAACUCAAAAUGCCCAAAUUCAAAAUGCCCAAGUUUGGAAUGCCUGGAUUCAAAGGGGAGGGACCAGACGUGGAUGUAAGCCUUCCGAAAGGGGAGAUUGAUCUCUCAGGUCCAAAAGUAGACAUUGAUGCUCCUGAUUUGGAUUUUGAAGGGCCAGAAGGAAAACUGAAAGGUCCCAAAUUUAAGAUGCCUGAAAUGCAUUUCAAUGUUCCUAAAAUCUCCAUGCCAGACAUUGAUUUGAAUUUGAAAGGUCCUAAACUGAAGGGGGAUGUGGAUGUUUCUGUACCAAAAUUAGAAGGUGAUUUGAAAGGGCCUGAGUUUGAUAUCAAAGGUCCCAAAGUGGACUUAGACGCCCCUGAUGUGGAGAUUGAAGGUCCAGAUGGGAAAUGGAAAGGCCCCAAAUUCAAGAUGCCUGACAUGCAUUUUAAAGCACCUAAAAUCUCCAUGCCAGACUUUGAUCUGAAUUUAAAAGGGCCCAAACUGAAGGGAGAUGUGGAUGUUUCUGUGCCAAAUAUUGAAGGUGAUUUGAGAGGCCCUGAAGUCGAUAUUAAAGCUCCCAAAUUGGACAUAAAUGCUCCUGAAGUGGAGACUGAGGGCCCAGAAGGAAAAUGGAAAGGUCCCAAAUUUAAGAUGCCUGACAUGCAUAUUAAGGCACCUAAAAUAUCAAUGCCUGAUGUGGACUUCAACCUUAAGGGUCCUAAGCUGAAAGGAGAUCUAGAUGUUUCUGGGCCUAAGUUAGAAGGUGAUUUGAAAGGUCCUGAAUUUGAUAUCAAAGGUCCCAAAGUGGACAUGGAUGCACCAGACAUCGAUAUUCAUGGCCCAGAAGGAAAAUUGAAAAUGCCCAAAAUGAAAUUUCCUAAAUUCAGCAUGCCUGGGUUCAAAGGGGAAGGCUCGGAUGUGGAUGUAAAUCUUCCAGAAGGAGGGGUUGAUAUUUCGGGUCCUAAGAUAGACAUUGAUGCCCCCAAUUUGGAUAUUGAAGGGCCUGAAGGGAAAUGGAAAGGUCCAAAAUUUAAGAUGCCUGAAAUGAAUAUCAAGGCACCUAAAAUCUCCAUGCCAGACAUUGAUUUAAACUUAAAAGGUCCUAAAAUUAAAGGAGACAUGGAUGUUUCUGUCCCUAAGAUAGAAGGUGAUUUAAAAGGUCCAGAGAUAGACAUUAAAUCCCCCAAAAUGUCUGUUGAUGUUCCUGAUCUUGACUUUGAAGGUCCAGAAGGAAAACUGAAAGGUCCUAAAUUUAAGAUGCCAGAAAUGCAUAUUAAAGCACCCAAAAUCUCCAUGCCAGAUUUUGACUUGAAUUUAAAGGGGCCUAAACUGAAGGGAGACAUGGAUGUUUCUAUUCCAAAGUUGGAAGGGAAUUUGAAAGGUCCUGAAAUUGACAUUAAAGGCCCCAAAUUGGACAUAGAUGCACCUGAUAUCAACAUUGAAGGGCCAGAAGGAAAACUGAAAACUCCCAAAUUUAAGAUGCCUGAAAUGCACAUCAAGGCCCCUAAAAUCUCCAUGCCAGAUGUAGACCUGAAUCUAAAGGCACCUAAACUGAAAGGAGACAUAGAUCUUUCUGGUCCAAAAAUAGAGGGUGAUUUGAAAGGUCCUGAAUUUGAUAUCAAAGGUCCCAAAGUGGACAUUGAUGCACCAGACAUUGAUAUUCAUGGCCCUGAAGGAAAACUGAAAUUACCCAAAAUGAAGCUGCCUAAAUUCAGUACGCCUGGGUUCAAAGGGGAAGGCCCAGAUGUGGAUGUAAGUCUUCCAAAGGGAGAGGUUGAUAUUUCAGGUCCUAAGAUAGAUAUUGGCACUCCUGAUUUGAACAUUGAAGGUCCAGAAGGAAAACUGAAAGGGCCAAAAUUUAAGAUGCCUGAGAUGCAUUUUAAGACACCCAAAAUCUCAAUGCCAGACAUUGAUUUAAAUUUGAAAGGUCAUAAAAUGAAGGGGGACUUUGAUGUUUCUGUUCCCAAGAUUGAGGGUAAUCUUAAAGGUCCUGAAGUUGAUAUCAAAGGCCCAGAAUUUGGGAUUAGAAGUCCUGAGCUUGAUGUUGAGUGUCCAGAUGUGACCACUGAGGGCCUUGAGGGAAAUGUUAAACUUCCCAAAUUUAAGAAACCAAAAUUUGGGUUUGGAAUUAAAAGUCCUAAGGCAGAAAUCAAAUCUCCUGAAGUGGAUAUUGCUGUCCCGGAAGGUGAACUGAAUGUGGAGUCUCCUGAUAUUGGCAUUUCUGGCAAAGGAAAAAAAAGCAAAUUUAAAAUGCCUAAACUUCAUAUGAGUGGCCCUAAAAUUAAAGGAAAGAAGGGUGGAUUUGAUAUGAAUCUACCCAGUGGUGAGAUAGAUGCAAAUUUGAAAUCUCCUGAUUUAGAUCUCAAUGUAACUGGCCCAGAGGCAACAAUAAAAGGAGAUAUUAAUGUCAAAUCCCCGAAAGGAAAGAAACCAAUGUUUGGGAAAAUCUCUUUUCCAGAUGUUGAGUUUGAUAUUAAAUCACCUAAGUUCAAAGCUGAUGCUUCUGUGACAGUUCCUAAAAUGGAAGGAGAAUUUAAAGCACCCGAUUUGGAGGUUUCCACACCAGCUUUCAAAGGUGAUAUAAAGUCACCAGGUCUUGACAUUACAAGCCCCAGUAUCAGCGCAAAUCUUCCUGAUGUUAACAUUGGAGGUCCUGAUAUCAAUCUUAAGAAACCUAAGGUCAAACUUCCAAGUGGAAAUAUUGAUAUAGCUGGUCCAAAAAUGGAAGGUGAUCUGAGAAUCCCAGGUAUUGACACAAACAUUAAUGCCCCUGACAUCAAACUUAAAGGACCUACAGUGAAUCUGCCUUCGGUGGACAUUUCUGCUCCUUCAUUCUCUGCAUCUGAUCUUGAUAUUAACUUGAAAGGACCAAAAGUAAAAGGUGAUGUCAGUCUUCCCACAGCAGACCUGGAAGGUCCAGAAGGAAAACUAAAAUUUCCCAAGUUCUCACUGCCCAAGAUAGGGAAACCAGGUCUGAAUUUAGAAGGAGCUGAUGUGCAGCUGCCCUCAGCAAGCGUGGAUGUAUCAGCUCCAAGUAUUGAAGGAGGUAUGAGUGUUCCUGCAAUUGAAGGAGUAGAUGCAAAACUGAAGGGACCUAAGGUGACUAUGCCAUCAGUAAACCUUUCAAUGCCCCAAGUCUCUGGACCUGAUUUUGAUGUAAACUUGAAAGGACCAAAACUAAAAGGAGACCUGGAUGUGUCUAGUGACCUUAAAGGUCCAAAAGUGGACAUACAUGCACCAGAUGUUGAUAUGAAAGGCUUUGGAGGAAAGCUUAAAAUGCCCAAGUUUAAAUCUCCAACUUUGGAGGGACCUCAAGCAGAUCUGAACAUGAAAGGGGACAUUGGAUUUUCUGCCCCACAAAUUGAGGGGGGCAUGAAAGCACCAGGUAUGGAUGUACAUCUCAGUGCCCCAGACCUUGAUAUCAAAGGGCCUACAGUGAAAAUGCCAUCGGUAGGUAUUUCUGCCCCAGAUUUUGAUGUAAAUUUGAAAGGACCAAAGUUAAAAGGAGAUCUUGAUCUUUCUGGUGGCAUUAAAUCCCCAAAAGUGGCUAUAGAUGCACCAGAUGUUAACUUGGAAGGUCCAGGAGGCGCGAUUAAACUUCCUUCACUGAAGCUUCCCCAAUUUGGCAUUUCUAGUCCUCAUGUUGAGGGGUCUAAGAUGGGUGUGAGUAUUGAAGGACCACAAAUUAAAGGAGACCUUGCUGGCUCAGGGAUUGAUGGAGAAUUGAAAGGGCCUACAUUUAAAAUGCAACCACUUCAAGUUUCAGCUCCAAAAAUCUCUGCACCCGACAUUGACUUAAACUUAAAAGGACCAAACCUAAAGGGUGAUGUUAAUAGUGCUGGUGAUGUUAAAGGCCCAAAAGUUGGAGUGGAAGCACCAGAUAUCAGCAUCAAAAGUUCAGGUGGAAAUAUUCAAAUACCAUCAGUAAAACUGCCCAAAUGUGACAUUUCAGGUUCCCAAGGCAUGAAGGUUUCUGGGGUGGGUAUUGCAGCUAAUGCUCCUGAUAUCAGUUUAACAGGUCCUGCCUUCAGUGUAUCAACACCAAAAGUUUCUGGGUCAGAUUUUGAUGUAAAUUUGAAAGAACCUAAAAUCAAAGGAGGUUUCGGCAUUUUUGGAGACAUGAAAGCUCCUGAUGUAAAUGUUGGGGUACCACACUUGGGCAUUCAGCAUUCAGGUGGUGAAUUCAAAGGGCCACAGCUUUCAUCUUCUGGUUUUGAUGUAGAAAUGAAUGUGCCAGAUGUUGCAGGGGGUCUUCAUGUUUCUGGCCCAAAGAUAGAGGGUGGUCUGAAAGGUCCCAAGGUAGGAAUCAAAGGUCCUGGCGUAGAUAUGAAUUUUCCACAAAGUAACUUAGAAAGUGCAUCAGGAAAAGUGACAUUCCCCAGGAUGAAAUUGCCUAAAUUUGUGUCUUCAGGGCAUGAGGUAACAGGAAGAGAAGUAGGGGUUGAUGUUAACUUCCCUACGCCAGAUGCCAGUCUCCAGGCUGGUGCGGUGGAGGCUGAGUUUGAAGAGCCAGAUGUCAAACUUAAGAAAUCUAAAAUUAAGAUGCCAAAGUUUAAUUUUUCAAAACCUAAAGGCAAAGGCACCAUUGUUGGCUCACCGGAAGCCUCAGUGUCCAUUUCAGGAUCUAAAGGAGAUUUAAAAAGUUCCAAGGCAAGUCUAGGUUCUAUGGAGGGUGAACUGGGGGGAGGGGAAGCUGCUGCCACUUCACCUAAAGGGAAGUUUUCGUUAUUUAAAAGCAAAAAGCCACGUCAUCGGUCAUCUUCCUUUAGCGAUGAACAUUCCUCCCAGUCAACCCCCACUGGCACCUUGGAGUUUGAGUGCAGCUCAGGAGCAGAGAAGGAAAAGCAGGCCAAGAUGAAAUUUGGAACGUUUGGAGGGAUAGGGUCAAAAACUAAAGGCUCUUAUGAGGUAACUGGAAGUGACGAUGAAGCAGGAAAGAUGCCAGGGAGUGGGGUCUCGUUAACGUCCAAGAAAUCCCGCCUGUCUUCCUCUUCGAGUAAUGACAGCGGGACAAAGGGGGGGUUCCGAGUGCCAGUGGUAGAACUGACCGUUGCCAAAAAGAAAGAGUAAAGCGUCCGUGUAUAUAUGUCUGUGUAUGUAUAUAUAUAUAUCUCUCUCUUCUGUGUUUGUAUAUAAAUUUCAUAGCUUGAAAUAUUUUCAACCUCAGCAAUAAAAUGAAUGGUGCCUAGUGAAAUGUUAGAUGUCAUGUUGCCUACUCAAAAGAGAGGAGAGUUUAAAAGCAAGUGACCUUGGAGCUGUACCACAGUUCAUCUGAUGUAUUUGAAAGUUUCUUUGUGUUCAUGAUAUUUGGUUUGCGCAUUAAAUGCUGAGAGCUUAAGUUUACUAGCAAACUAUUUUGAUAUCCUUUUCAUUUUACUGGAUAUUUUCAGUGUCGGUUUAUGGAAAUAAUGUUUCCAUCUUAAUUACCUUUUGGCUUUUAUUUGCAGGGCUUACAUUUCUGUAAUGAGAAUGGAUAUAUUGAAAACACUGUAAAAUAUAUAGAUACAACUGAAAUAUGUCACUUUCCCUUGUAAUGUGGGGUUUAAAAUGACACGGAGUGUUUAUCACAGAAAGCUGUGGUUUCUAUUAGCUUUGAUAGUUGUGGUGGUAAGAAAAGUACCCCAGUUUAAUUUAAGACUAGAGAAUCCGGGUUGCUUUUGAUAAAAGUCAUGAAGAAAAACAGAAUUUACCAAUAAACGACUAACCUGUUUUGGGUUGGAUUCGACUGACACCAUCUUAGUUGUCUCCGUAUAUUUGUUUCAUUAUUUGUAUUAUAAGAGAGGACUUUUCUUAGUUAUGGUGCAAAAAUCUGUGACUGCCACUUUUCUGAUAUUUGUUAUAAUUUCUGUUAACAAAUGUAUCUUGAUUUAAAAAAAAUCUUUCAGCACUUUAAUGGCAAAUGAAUUGAGAAUGUAAGAAGAUUGAUCUUGUAAAAUGCAAAUAAACUGUUUAUUAACCUUG
Molecule: messenger RNA, 19457 nt
Organism: Mauremys mutica (yellowpond turtle)
Lineage: Eukaryota; Metazoa; Chordata; Testudines; Geoemydidae
Gene: AHNAK
Product: AHNAK nucleoprotein
Exons: 5
Coding region: 219-18566 (6115 amino acids)
Biological process (GO): regulation of RNA splicing
Cellular component (GO): costamere; cytoplasm; nucleus
Molecular function (GO): protein binding
Source: RefSeq, a predicted model, not a curated record